Molecule: messenger RNA, 2268 nt
Organism: Epinephelus fuscoguttatus (brown-marbled grouper)
Lineage: Eukaryota; Metazoa; Chordata; Actinopteri; Perciformes; Serranidae
Product: GTPase IMAP family member 7-like
Exons: 4
Coding region: 85-1029 (314 amino acids)
Molecular function (GO): GTP binding
Source: RefSeq, a predicted model, not a curated record
ACAGGAAACGGACCGACUGACUCGUGACUCGGCUCAAAGAGAAGUCGUCAGUUCAGAAACAGAAACCAAGCUUCAUCAGACGCGAUGGAAGAAGAAGGAGCAAAGGGGGAAAAGGGCAGAAGAAGAAGACUAAGUAUGGACGAACCUCCAACAGUGUCAGACAUGCGACUGGUUGUUGUUGGGAAGACUGGGUCAGGGAAGAGUUCCAGUGGAAACACCAUACUGGGAGGACUCACCUUUACAGCAGCUGUCAGCCGACUGUCAGUCACCAGAGAGUGCUGUAAGCAGACAGGUGAAGUGUUCGGCAGACAGGUGACUGUCAUCGACACUCCAGGACUCUUUGACACUUCUGAGGCUGAACACACCGUGAAGAGAGAGAUCUCCAAAUGCAUCAACAUGUCGGCCCCGGGGCCCCACGCCAUCCUGCUGGUCAUCAAGCUGGGGCCCUUCACAGCAGAGGAAAGAGACGCCGUCAAGAAGGUGGAGGAGAUCUUUGGGGAGGACGCCUGGAAGUACACCAUCAUCCUCUUCACACACGGAGACAGAGUCACGUCAGACUUCAGACUGCUGGUGGAGAAGGCGGGACCUGAGCUGCAGGAGGUCCUGAGGAAGGCAGGAAACAGGUAUCACAUCUUCAACAACAUCAAAGUCAACGAUCGUGGACAGGUCCUGGAUCUGCUGGAGAAGGUGGAGGAGAUGGUUGGUGCCAACGGAGGAGAGUUUUACUCCAACUACACCUACCAGGAGGUGGUGACGAUGCUGCGUCAGAGAGAGGCCGAGCUCAGAGAGUUCUACGAGAAGAAAGUGGAGGAAGAAAUCAAACGUGUGGAGUCAAAGUACCAGAAGAAGCUGAGUGAAGCUCAACAGGAGCGUCAGAAGGUGGAGGAGAGGCUGCAGGCUGAGCUGCAGGAGGUGAAGCGCUACUAUCGGGUUUUAGAGAGCGGAGUCCGUCAGGUCGUGGAGCAGACGGUGCCGACUGACUCCAUGGAAAACAUUCUCAAGUUUCACGAGGCUCUGAAACUGAACUAAACUCUGUUUGAUUGUCCUCAUCCAGUCAGACUUUAAGUGUUUCAGCUUUGUUUAAAAUUCAAAACAUAAUUUUUUUGAGAAUUAAUGCAACAAAUUUACUAUCAUUUGAUUCUGUGAUUUUCAAAUGAGGAAUUGUCUUCUCAUCCCCAUGAUACUGUCGAGAGUCCCAUGCCAUCUUCCUCUGGUAGUGCCAUGGUACCAUCUGAAGUCCCCCAAUGUCUUCCUCUAGUAGUGCCAUGGUACCAUCUGAAGUACUCCAAUGUCUUCCUCUGGUAGUGCCAUGGUACCAUCUGAAGUCCCCCAAUGUCUUCCUCUGGUAGUGCCAUGGUAUCAGGGAAGCAAGACUUUCCAGCAUUUAUUCCCAGACCGCUUCCCUGUCUCUGAGUCUCCUGCUUCAUCUGCUCCCUAAUUAACCACUCACCCUUAUGUCUCAAUCAAGAGUUCUGCUUCAGUGUUCUGGUUUCUGCUCACCUGUUCCCUGUGGCUGAGCGGAGGGACUGUUAGUCAGCUCUUUGUUGUGAGAUUACCUGUUCUGCUGCCUGUCAUUUCCUGUGCUGUGGAUUACCUCGCCAUGUGGCUGUACGUUCUGCCUUCGUGUGUGCGCCGCAGGAUUAACUCAUCAUCACCGCUGGUUCCUCGACUCCUUGCCAGCUCUGACCAACCUGCAGCAGGCUCCUCACAGGUGUGUUGGCGUCAUGUGUUCAUAUGGUAUCGGACCCUCUGCUCGUCUGAUGUCACCUCCUGUCUGCUCCCUCACAGUACCGCUGUGCAAUUUCAACUGUUUGCUGUUUGUGUGCGUUCAGCGGACACCAGGGACUCACCUGGGGGGUAUUCCAUCAAGCUCGCUUAGCUCAAAGUCUGGCUCAAAUGGCCAAGUCCCGCUUAUUUUAGUGAGAGUUCAGUUCCACCAAUGUGGCUAAGAUUAGCUCCAACUUGGUAACCAUGGAAACAUGGUUCUGGCUAAGUCGGACACUUGGAGCUAAGCUCUGACUUUCUGUUCCAUCAAUCUGAGCCUCAAUUCUGUUCCAUGAAAGUGGUUAACACGAAUGCCAGCCUUGUAACCAUGGUGACUUAUGCUGCCGGCCAAACCUGGUCUGGAGCAGGAUUAAGGUGAAGAUGAACUCCACUAAUGUCCAAAAGACAUGUCUGUUUUGCAUUUACAUACACAAUGCACUGAUAAAAUAAUUUGUGAAACCAAAACGUGCUUUCCAUCCACUUUGGAAACUAAGCAAAAAGUGC